AUGCCCCAGCACAAGCGUUCCUUAGGAAUGUGUCCACUGACCAGAAGGGUGGAAGAGAGGGCGUCCUCAGCUAGACAGCAGGGGCUGGAGCCAGGCAGCAGGAUGACAUCUCGUCUGUCCAAAGCCAAGUGCAUCCGGCUUACUUCUCCACCUUCAGGGUCUCCUCCAGGGUCCGCCGUCAUGGACCGUGGAGGGACCAGGAUCGAGGGUAGUGCAUGGGAAGCUGGUGGUGAGGGUGGGACCAGAGGCCCUGGAGGGGCAUCUCUGUUGGGUGCUGAAUCCUCAAGCAGAUUCCAGCAGUGA
Rangifer tarandus platyrhynchus (Svalbard reindeer) is the source of this 303-nucleotide messenger RNA. The record is from the annotation of a GenBank genome assembly. NCBI's taxonomy places the organism in Eukaryota, Metazoa, Chordata, Mammalia, Artiodactyla, Cervidae.